AUGGGGCUACAAGGAUACAAGCAUAGCUGGAAAGAAAAUCGAAGACAUGCUAACAGCAAUGAGGAUCCUGCUAGGUUUGCACUGCAAUGGAACCAGAACAACUCCUCACUUGCUCCUACCUUCAACCGACAUAAGCCUAUCUCCCUCACAAGCGCGCUGGCUAAACUUAUGAGUGAAAAAGCAGGUUUUAGGCCACAAAGAUCAACGAACAAACAAGAAGCCACUUUCUCCCAACACACCGAACAUGCCCUAGUUGCAAGAAAUACCCUUACGGCUGUUUUCGUUGAUUUCAAAUCAGCAUAUGACUUAGUAUGGAAAGAGAAGCUAAUUCUAAAAUUGGCAAAAAUUGGCAUUAAGCAUUACAUGCUAAACUGGAUUAAAGCAUUCAUAGGACAAAGAUCAUGUAUAGUCAGACAUGGAAAUGCUCUAUCAAAAUCCAAUCUUUUACAAACAGGUCUUCCACAGGGAGCUGUCACAAGCUGCACUCUUUUCAAUGUCUUCAUCAAUUACGUAGCCGAAUUGGUACAAACAGUCACGGGCAUCAAGUACUUACUUUAUGCAGAUGAUCAUGUUCCAUGGAAUUCCGCCCCUAAGAAAAACGCUAAGGAGAGGACAGAUAGUGCCAUAAUUGGUGUGGAAUGGUUAUCAACACCACGAAAACUGCAUUCCAAACCUAUUCUUUGGCCCGACACAGCAUAA
Molecule: messenger RNA, 699 nt
Organism: Rodentolepis nana
Lineage: Eukaryota; Metazoa; Platyhelminthes; Cestoda; Cyclophyllidea; Hymenolepididae
Source: the annotation of a GenBank genome assembly